Molecule: messenger RNA, 897 nt
Organism: Candidula unifasciata
Lineage: Eukaryota; Metazoa; Mollusca; Gastropoda; Stylommatophora; Geomitridae
Source: the annotation of a GenBank genome assembly
AUGAGUUUACGAGAAGAAUUUCGUGUCAGGAAAAUUCUUUUUAGCGGUGUUGCCACAGAAAGGUUUUGUGUCUUUCAGUGGAGGACCCCUGGCCUGGUGUAUGUAAUAUACCGGAUUGUCAUGGCUGUGUACCCAACAGUUUGGUUAGCACUCACAUCAACAGAUUUUCAAAUGCCCGAAGUAGAAGGCUUUGGACAGGUACAAGCAUGGGGUGCAUAUUUAACCAACUGGACCUACACACUGUUGACCAUUUACUUCCUUCUUCAUGCUCUUGUGACAUUGAUUGUGUACAUCUUGUGUCGUGGAGCUGGACUGCAGUUAAUGCACAGUCGACGACCAGAAGAUCAUAAAAGGUUAUUUCAUGAAACUCUGACAACAUCACAUGGUUACGAAGAGAUCCAUAGUGAUGGUGGAACACAUGUGGUGGUAGCGGACCAGGGGUUAGUAUGGUUACACAACAGCAUACCUUUCUACAUGGCAAUCAUAUGGAUACUGUUUAAUGCAGUGAGCGUGGCAGCAGUGAUGGUGACACUUGUGUUCUGGGCCAUACUUGUGCCGUAUUCCAACGUCGGUUUCAUCAAUAAUGCGAACAUUCAGCUCCACCUGGUGAACAGCAUCCUAGUUCUGAUAGAGCAUCUUGUAACGGCCAUUCCUGUGCGGCUACUGCAUGUGGUAUAUCCUAUCAUCUACGGUUUAAUUUAUGUAUUUUUCUCAUUGUUUUACUGGGUGGAUGAUCAUUCUCAUGUCAUGUACUUUAUUCUAGACUGGGGUAAGCCAGGUGAGACAAUUGGGUAUAUUAUUCUUGUUGGUUUUGUCAUAAUUCCAAUAAUACACCUGAUAAUGUACGGCAUUUACAGGUUAAAGAUUCGCAUGUUCAAAAAGGUGUACAGAGAUUAA